AUGAAGGACGGCCGCAGCAAGUUCGAUCGACGAAUCUUCAAUGCGAGAGGUGCAGACUCGAUAUCGUUUCGAUUGCAAGAGACCAUACAGCAGCGCCCAGAUGGCUUGCAGCAUCCUGUGAUCUUCAGGGCCGCAUCUCGAGGAUGGAUGUUGAGCAGACUGCCAACGCCAGUUCAAGCAUUUCACGAUCGCAAGAAGAAACUCAACUCACAAUACGAUGAGCUGGCGUACUCACUUCUUCGUUCACUCUAUCAUGACAUUUUGCUGGCUGCACUGCUGCCCGCUGCCCCAGCUGAGAAGGCUUCGACUAUGCGAUCGCAGAUGCGCCAGACUGCCGUCGACGAGAUAUUGAAGCGCGCCAGGGUUCGUACCGAAUCUGACUUGAGGAGUCAGCCCCUGUUCGCGAAGACCCCGAUCGUCCGAUCCGGGCGUCAAGCUCGACAUGUGUCAGAGCGCAGGCGACAUGUUGUUCAUCGGACAAUCCGAGAGGCUGUCACAUGUGUGACCCGUCUGAGCCCAUUGAAGUUCCCUGAUCUUUCGGAAGAGCACGAUCAAGUAGUAGACGAUUCUCCGGAAGAGCGUUGGGAUCAGGUAAUGGAUGAGCUGGAUGAAAGCCUGCUGAUGAACUACGAAGCGGGUCCUCUGGACCUGGAUGGGGCAGCGUUGGCACAGCUAGAUGCUGAAAGGGAUCAGUUUGAGCUAGACAGAAAUCAGUCCAUGGGUAUGCUUGUGGCUGUCGAGAGUGAGACCGAUGCUGACACAACCGAGCUGAGCUCCAAAUUCGUGAGAGAUUGGAGGUGGCGCGAUGAGACAUGCGCGAGGCGCAGCCGCCUCGUGGCUCGUGAGUUCAGAUCUUUGGCGCCAAACCUUGAUGAUCUGUGUGGCCCAGCCUCCAUCUCAAGUACCGCUAAGCUCCUUGCAGCGAUGGCUGCAACGUCGGAUAUCUACAAGAUCCUGUUCAAUCUACCAGGCCAGAGAGAUGGAGCUCAAGUGUGGUACGAAUUCUUCAGUGCUGUUUUGCAAACACAUGGCAUGCAAGUCUGUGAAGUGGCCCCGGCGAUCUUUGCGAUCCCUGGGCGACUCGCCCUCAACACCCAUUUGGAUGAUUGCAAGGUUCUGGCGACGCGUGGUGAGAUGGAGAAGCUUCGAGAGUACCUGAAGGGCACAGUGGAUUAUAAGACUCGGUUCCCAGCUACAUGUCCGGGACGUUCAUUCUUGAGUGAGCAGAGUGGCGUUGGCGAGCAUUCGGCGUUUGAGGAGAACUUGCUUGAAACCGUGUCGGAUGCAGACUUUGCUUCGUGUGCUGAUCGUACGUCAACGACUGGCUCUUGCAUUUUUCUGAACGGCGUUCCAGUGUACUCCACAUCGCGUAGGCAGCAAGUGAUCGCUUUGACUUCGGUGGAGGGUGAGUUGUAUCCUUGCCUAGCCGCGGUAGCAGAAGGGCUGUUCUUGAAAGAAGUGGUCAGCUUCGUCGCUGGAAAGAAGGUUGAGCUGGUGCAUCGGACCGAUGCGAGCGCAACGAUGGGAUGCAAGAAGGCUGGAGUUGGCCGGACACGUCACUUGGCAACCAGUGCUUUGUGGAUCCAGUCUAAGCUCCGAGAUGGCAGUUUCAGCAUGCGUAAGAUCAGUGGCCGAGUCAAUCCAGCAGAGGACAAAGGAACAGCAGCACCAGGAACACCUUGGUUCCUCAAGGCCUCGGCCAACAUCGACCUCAACUCUGACGAAGCCUAUUCCAAGAAAACUUUCCGGCGAUGCUUAUUCGAACAACGCCAGAAGCUCAAGAAGACAGACUUCUACAAGAAGAAUCCCGGAGUACUCCUACAACAAGCUUUAGAGUACGAUGGCUUUGUCAGCGUGGGAAAGUUAUCAGCCUUGGAUGUGGAUAUGGUUGCUGGCGGUGGCCGACUAUCGUCAUCAACAUCGACUUGUGGCAACAUCGGGUUCAAAGUCCAACAAGAAAUCCACGUCAUCUCGAUCAUCAAGACAGUGAUGGACUUCACCGUGGACACGGCGAGCAACGUCAAGGAUUUCACCAUGGAGACGGCGAACAACAUCAAGGACUUCACCAUGGAGACGGCGAACGACAUCAAGGAUUUCAUCAUGGAGACGGCGAAGAACAUCAAGGACUUCAUCAUGGAGACGGUGAACUACCAGGUCGGCGACUUCAUCGAGGUGACGGAGAGCUACAACAUCAACGACUUCAUCGAGGUGACGGAGAACUACAACACCAACGACUUCAUCGAGGCGACGGAGAACUACCACAUCAACGACACGGCGUACAAGGUCAACGACUUCUUCGUGGACAAUCAGAACAACUAUGCGGCGUACCAGAUCAACAGCUUCAUCAUGGACAAGGUCUUCGCGCAAGCCAUAGCCGAGAUGACAACAACAAUCCAGGGUUAG
Molecule: messenger RNA, 2403 nt
Organism: Symbiodinium sp. CCMP2456
Lineage: Eukaryota; Dinophyceae; Suessiales; Symbiodiniaceae
Source: the annotation of a GenBank genome assembly